Molecule: messenger RNA, 756 nt
Organism: Mizuhopecten yessoensis (Yesso scallop)
Lineage: Eukaryota; Metazoa; Mollusca; Bivalvia; Pectinida; Pectinidae
Exons: 4
Coding region: 107-634 (175 amino acids)
Source: RefSeq, a predicted model, not a curated record
CAGAGAACGCUAAACUUGGCCCUAUAAAGACUGGCUUAUGUAAUGCUCCAAGUGUUUUAUGUAUGUACCGUACCACAGUACCAUGUUCGGAGCCUCAUGACAAGAGAUGGACACACUUGUGAGCCUUUUGGUUGCACUGACCAUUUUGGGAGCGAGCUUUGCAGCCAAGACUACCGACCCAAAUUGCAUCAUAGACCCGACCUUUGAUGCCAUCGCCACGGGCAACUACCUCAACUGUCAAACGGACAAGAUGAUCGCUGCAGGAACCACAAGAUGUUGUACAAUAGACAACGUCAAGCGUUGUUGUGAGGAGAGAGAAAGAUGGGCUAGAAUAGUCAUCAUUGGAUGUGCAGUGGGAGGGGCCAUAGUAGUACUGGCUAUCGUUAUCUUCUACGUGAUGUGGUGUAAGCGAGACACUGUCCCCUGUAUCGGACUCUGUAUGAGAUAUACACAGAAGAAGUACUACGCAGUGGAGGAGAGUUUCUGUUGUUGCGAAGGGCGAGUAAUGAAAAGGCGACAGAAACAAAAGUUAAAGAAGAAAUGCAAGGAACGACAGGCCAUUGCACUAACACAGGAAACAGUCGAGGAUAUAAAGAAGGUAGAUCUCGCUCAGGAACAACUCAUCCAAAGUUAACAUAUGCAUUAACAGAAAGUGAUCUGAUAUGUGUAUUCUUCAUAUUCAAGAAACUAAAUUGCAUCCACCUGAGCACGUUCUGCAUCAUGACUAAUAUAAUCUUCCUCUACCUUGAGAGUGUG